Pseudoliparis swirei is the source of this 3618-nucleotide messenger RNA. RefSeq names its product phosphatidylinositol binding clathrin assembly protein a (gene picalma). Gene Ontology annotation, molecular function: phosphatidylinositol-4,5-bisphosphate binding; 1-phosphatidylinositol binding; SNARE binding. The record is from RefSeq and is a predicted model, not a curated record. Lineage: Eukaryota; Metazoa; Chordata; Actinopteri; Perciformes; Liparidae. Gene Ontology annotation, cellular component: clathrin-coated pit; synaptic vesicle; clathrin-coated vesicle. The coding region runs from base 143 to 2329 and encodes 728 amino acids. Gene Ontology annotation, biological process: clathrin-dependent endocytosis; synaptic vesicle budding from presynaptic endocytic zone membrane; clathrin coat assembly. The transcript is spliced from 24 exons.
GACGUGAGUGCUCGACCAUAAGACCGGUGUUGUGAGGUGGCACAUAUCCCUUGAAGAGCGACACCGUCCACAGGAGCAGGGCUCUUCCGCUGGAUUUGGAAACGUUUCAUUAGCGGCGACUGUUCACUUGAUCCGACACAGGAUGUCUGGACAGAGCAUUACCGACCGGAUCACCGCCGCUCAGCACAGUGUUACCGGCUCGGCGAUAACCAAAACGGUGUGCAAGUCGACCACGCAUGAAAUAAUGGGUCCGAAAAAGAAACAUUUGGAUUACUUGAUUCAGUGCACAAAUGAGAUGAAUGUGAACAUCCCUCAGCUGGCCGACACACUGUUUGAGAGGACCAUUAACACCAGCUGGGUGGUUGUGUUCAAGUCCCUCACCGCCACACACAAUCUGAUGGUCUACGGCAAUGAGAGAUUUAUACAGUAUCUGGCCUCAAGAAACACACUAUUCAAUCUCAGCAAUUUUUUGGACAAAAGUGGCCUCCAAGGCUAUGACAUGUCGACAUUCAUAAGGAGGUAUAGCCGCUACCUGAAUGAGAAGGCUGUGUCCUACAGACAAGUCGCUUUUGACUUCACUAAAGUGAAAAGAGGGUCUGAUGGAGUGAUGAGAACCAUGAACACAGAGAAACUCAUCAAGACCAUCCCCAUCAUCCAAAAUCAGAUGGACGUGUUACUCGACUUCAAUGUCAAUGCCAAUGAACUGACAAAUGGCGUGAUCAACGCAGCCUUCAUGCUUCUGUUCAAAGAUGCGAUCCGACUGUUUGCAGCGUACAAUGAGGGCAUAAUCAACCUCCUGGAGAAAUACUUUGACAUGAAGAAAGUCCAGUGCAAAGAAGGACUUGACAUCUACAAGAAAUUCCUUACACGGAUGACUAGAAUCUCAGAGUUCCUCAAAGUUGCAGAGCAAGUUGGAAUUGAUCGAGGGGACAUCCCAGAUCUGUCACAGUUUACAGUAGCUGCCCCCAGUAGCCUGCUUGAUGCCCUGGAGCAGCACUUGGCCUCUUUAGAGGGAAAGAAAGUUAAAGACUCAACAGCAGCCAGCAGGGCCAGCACCCUCUCCAUUGCAGUCUCCUCCCUUGCCAACACUGGCAUAUCUUUCACCAAAGUAGAUGAGAGGGAGAAACUGGUAGCCCUGGAGGAAGAGCAGAGUCGCCUUAGAGCACUUAAGGAGCAGCGUCUUUUAGAGCUCCAGAAGAAUCCUUCCGCAGCAACCACAGACUCCACCCCUAUCGCCACGGUGGGCGGGACCAUCCACUCGGCCCCUGCCAUUGACCUCUUCUCAAGCCCCAGCUCCACCAACAGCACAUCCAAGGCAGCCAAUGAGCUGCUGGACCUGCAACCGGCUUUGCAGCAGUCGCUGCCUCCGUCUACCACGAACACAUGGGGAGAUCCUUUCACCUCUGCUGCAGAAGCUGUGGAGGAAUCCAUUCCAAACUCAAACCCUUUCCUCACACUACCUGUUGUCGUUGCUGUCCACCUGUCCACGGUGUCUUCGGACAUUGGCAGCCUGUCCUCUAGGACAUCUAGCUAUGAAGUGUCUGGCCAACGGACUUUGUUGCAGAAUGGCCAUCUUUACCAGCAGGCUUUUUGCCUUUCUCCAGAUCAUUACAAUCCCUUUUUUGACUCUAACUCUUCCCUGGCAUCUGAUCUUGAUUCUGCCGUGCCAAUAGAGACAUUUAUCACAGACUCCUUCUGUGGGCCAAGCCCUUACGACACCCCUCUACUCUUCCAAUCUGAGUCCCCUGCUGUAGCUGGUCUAUUCAGAGGAUAUCCAGCCUCUCCAACACCACAGCAGCCCCAGGACUCUCAAGGCCUUAAUGUAGACUUUGACUCUGUAUUUGGCAACAACAUCAACGCUAACAACCUGGAUGCUACAGAUGCUUUAGGUGGCCUCCUCAAACCCACAGUGACAUCUUCACCCAGUCAGAGUAUGGGCAUGACCCUGAACGGCCAACAGGCACACAAACUGGUGUCCAACGACCUGGACUCAUCACUUGCCAACCUUGUCGGCAAUCUGGGAAUUGGCAACGGCACAGCAAAGAAUGAUCUUCACUGGAGUCAGCCUGGUGAGAAGAAGCUGACUGGUGGAAACAACUGGCAACCGAAGACCGCUCCUUCUACCACCUGGAACCCUGCAGCCAUGGCACCAUCUGUCAUGGCCUUCCCGGCAACCACACCGACGGGCACGAUGGCAUAUGCAAUGCCUCCCCACGUAGGCUCCAUGAUGACGACGACGACACAGCCCACUAUGAUGUACUCCCAGCCAGUGAUGAAGCCAGCCAACCCCUUUGGUCCCAGUCCAGGUGCACAGUUGUUUUUCAUAUGACUAGAUGCACUUUAUGUAACGUGAAGGGGAGGGGGGUUUUCCCCCCCGUCUGAAGAUGAUUCACGAAGAAGAGAACUAUCCAAGCAAACCUUCUCAACUCUCCUCUCUGGGAAUAAAAGACUUGUUGAAUAAAACCACCACGGUGACCAGGUGUGCUCUGACCAUCUCGGACAGGCAGUGGACAUUGAGCCCCUCAUGUCCGUCACAGGAGGAGACGAGUGUGCUGCCAUUCAGACCCAUGUGGACAGGGAUCAACCCCUACUUCAUCCUGGACUAAGAAACGCGACACCCAUGGGGAGAGCUCUGACAUCACGGUGUAUGUACCUGGAGAAAAAAAAGAAAAUUGGGUUGUUGUCACACACGCACAUGGUUUGAGUCUUUUGAUUAUCAUAAUACCUUCUGGAAGCAUCCCCAAAUUAGGAAAGUAAUUUCAAACGUCUCUUUAUACCACACUUUUGUAUGUAUUGUUUGCAGUAGACAUUCCAUGUGUUUGUAUUUAUUUAUGAUUACCUAUAGAGAAGAUAAUUAAAAUAACUGUAUCUAGUCAUUGAUCUCCUUGUGGAUGGUCUUCAGGUUUAUAUAUCGGUAUGAUUGAUUGUAGAAUUGGAUUUUGAGUGAUUGAGAUUAUUCUUUUUUUUUUUUAAAGAAUGUAAUAUAAAGAAGAUUAAGAGAUGACAUGUUUUGCUGUUGGCACUAGAUAUCAUCUGUACUCUUAUGAUGCCUUGUACAGUUAUCGGUGGCUCUAAAGGUCACUGAGGAUGGGAAUGAAUGUAAUUGUUCAUUAAGUCAAAUUGGUGAGGAUGAUUUCCUGAAAUUUUAAAAUGUUUCACAUCAGCAACAACACUAAAUACUGUGAUGGUGGCAGCAUUGCAUUGGAAAGGAAUCUACAUUUAUGCUUUUGACACUUUUGGCAUGCCAUUUAUUCUGACAUUUAACAAUGCUCCCGGAUGCCUGGUUCCAGCCUGAAUGUGCAGGGUCCCUUUCAUGCUCAGAUCAUGUUUCCAUAGCCGAGCACUGGGGCAUUCAGGACUGUGGGGGCGCGUCGAGGCACCGGGUGUAGGUUCGGGUCAGACUGGUAACAGAGGGGCAUAAGAGAGCACUGUUGAUCGGUGCUAAGUGUAUAUAAAACUUUCCCUGCCAAUCGGAGGAUCGGGUGAGUGCAGGUAUGACAUAUGGUCUGAACAUUAAAGUGGCCCUGAAUCCAUUCACUGAGCAUAUUUUCUGCUUUGUUCCUGCAGAUUAUAUUGUGGUUGGUUUGAUUGUUUUUCAAUAAAGUGCAAGCGUCCACA